AGAACUGGAACCGUAGAAGAAGAAGAAGACGGUUGAAAGCAGGAUAUAACGGCCUUGACGCAGUUAUCGGGCUGUGUGUAUCAGGAUACACUGAGAAGUAAUGGUUAACUGUAACGGACUUUGGAUGCUGUCGUCUCAAACCUCCACGCCGGUGUACAAGGUCUGUGUUUUGAAUGCGGUGACCAGGUAGUGGUGAGUGUUAGGUGCCCCGCGCUGUUAGCCAAAUCUCUCCUUGUUUCUUUUAAUGCAGCGGUCACCGAGCUCCGCUUCUCCUUAAGCUCACCCGACGAACAUGAACUCCAUUUUUUACGACGGAACAGUGUUGUGUGUUUAAAUAAUCUACCCGAAGUCAUGGCGAACGACUUUGUAAAGACAUUUGUACAGAUGUGCAAUUAUCUCCAAGACCCGUCUCAUGUAGCGAGGUUCCAGAAUUUAUGCGGCGUUAAAGGGACAUUUCCGGUUAAAGCGACCAAGCCGGACGGCGGACAGUCGGAGCCGGACUUUCCCGGGCUGAGGAAGAGGGUCCAACACGGGGAGCAGGGCUCGGACGUGACUGUUGGGAAUGGAGCAACCGGGGAUGCGACCGCACCGCAGGUUAACGGGAUGCAGGGUGAUACGCCCGAUGGUGCAUCAGCUAAUGUCGAUCCGGACACCACCAGGGCGAAACCGCUCCGGAAAAACUCCCUGACCGGAGACGUGGGCCAAGAGUUCCUGGUCCACAACAAGUUUCUCUUCUACCUGUUCACGUUUGGGACCGAGCUGGGCAACGAGAUGUUCUUCAUCGUCUUCUUCCCCUUCCUCUUCUGGAACAUCGACGCCCUGGUGAGCCGGAGACUCAUCGUCGUCUGGGCCUGGAACCUGUUCGUGGGACAGUCCACCAAGGACAUGGUCCGCUGGUCCCGGCCGGCGUCCCCUCCUGUGGUGAAGGUGGAGGUCUUCUACAACUCCGAGUACAGCAUGCCAUCCACACACGCCAUGACGGGGACAGCCAUACCCUUCUGUCUCUUCAUGCUGACCUACGGACGCUGGCAGUACCCCUUCCUCUUUGGCUUUUGUGUGGCUCUCAGCUGGAGUGUCCUGGUCUGUGUGAGCAGAGUCUACAUGGGGAUGCAUUCUAUUCUGGAGGUAAUCACUGGCUUCCUGUACACCCUUCUUAUUCUAGCCUUCUUCCAGCAUACUUUGGACAAGAUCGACAACUUCUACAUGACAGACCGCUAUGCUCCACUUGUGAUUAUUGUGUCACACGUGAGCCUUGGACUUGUGGCUUUCACCCUAGAUUCCUGGAGCACCUCUCGGGGUGAUACAGCUCAGGCUCUGGGCACUGGGGUCGGAGCUGCUCUGGCUACCCAUGUGAACUACCAGCUGGGGCUGAUGCAAGAUCCACCGCUGUCCUCACUUCCUCUAACUUUACCACCAAUCACUGUUAGCUUGGUGGUUCUCUCCCUGCUGCGCUUCUUCAUUGGAGUCGCUGUCAUCCUCAUCACAAGAAUGGUUAUGAAAGCAGUGACUAUUCCGUUCUUGUGUCGACUGUUCGGGCUGCCUUCAGAUGAUGUAAGACAGGCGAGGCAGCACAUGAAAGUAGAGUUGCCGUACCGUUACAUUGUCUACAGUGUUGUUGGUUUUAGUUGUGUCUGUGUGGUGCCUCUCCUCUUCAGGAUCUUAAACCUCGCCUGAGUGUUGUGUGCAAACUGUCAUUUACUGCUGACAUGUUCUCCUACAUGGUGAAGUCAUACAGCACUUGGAAACAUGCUGCUUGUCUUGACUCUAGAGUCUCUGUUGCUGCAUGACAGAAACUGAUUUAAAGGAUAACUGUGGUGAUUUUCUAUAUUUUUUGUAUUGUCAAUAAUGAUUGCCUCUGUGCCAUAGAGCUUAAUUGUUGACCAAGAAGUAUUAAACGUGACACACUGUUGCACUGGGUCACAUGUUUCCUUCUUUAUGAUGAGCAUGGUCACUGCAGUUUAUUUUGAGCUGAUCCCACAUACAUCAUAUAUCAAAUGUUUUUAGGGAAUUGUGUAGCCUUUUUUUUUUUUUUUUUUUUUUUAAAGAAGAGAAAUAUAGAUUUGUGACCAGUUUUGAGAGGGUUAGCUACCUAACUUGCCUCUUCAGUAUGAGGAGUUGAACAGUAUUAGAGGGACAGACUUAGAUGUUGUUUUUGGUCGUCUCUCUGGAUUUGUUGACAAUUACAUCAAUAUAGCUCAUUACCAACCUUAUCCUCUAAAGAUCCACCUGUGGUCGACUUGUAUGAACAUCAACAUUUUAUUGGAGAAUUUCAUCCUUUAAGAAUAAACCAAACCAUGAAUCUGUAAUGUGUGAACAAUGCUUUUUGAAAUCUGAAAAAGACUCAUACUUUAUUUUCCCUCUUUGAGAAGAUUUGUUUGAUCAGUGCAGUUUUUCUACUUUACCAUAGUCAGCAUUAUCUCAUUGCCUACUUUUUGUAUGUUCUUUUGCUUGUUUUCAAAAGCAUUUGUAAUUUUGGUCCUAAUGUAAGUUAAGUGCUCUCUGAAUGAUUAAAGAUCAUAAAAUUAAAGUAACAGAUAUUUUUGAUAAAGUAUUUUACCAUUGUAACUAAUUUAAACUGAAUUGUUGAAAUCUUAAUCUGUAUAAUUCAUACUUGAUUUCUACGAGUGGUAUACAAGAGACAUGUCUGCUGCUUUUCCUUCCUCUACAGUAUAAAAACACUGACUCUAGCACUUGUCUAAAUGUUUUGAUUGUUGUUACUGGCUGCUGUAAUGUUCAAAUAAUGCUUUACUCAAAUAUCCAUGUCAGAAUAUUAUAGCUUGGGCGUUUAUACUCCUAUCAUAAUACUCAUUAAAUAUAUAUAGGUCUAUUACUGCAAACAAUUCUGUCAUGUUUUUCUGUUAUGGAAAGACUUUAUGCUUUGGAAACAUGGAAUCAAGGAGAAUAAAAUAUUCUGAAAGAGAACAAGAAAA
Acanthopagrus latus (yellowfin seabream) is the source of this 2930-nucleotide messenger RNA. Its product is annotated as sphingosine-1-phosphate phosphatase 1-like. Gene Ontology annotation, molecular function: sphingosine-1-phosphate phosphatase activity. Gene Ontology annotation, biological process: phospholipid dephosphorylation; sphingosine metabolic process. The coding region runs from base 352 to 1674 and encodes 440 amino acids. The transcript has 3 exons. Gene Ontology annotation, cellular component: endoplasmic reticulum membrane. The record is from RefSeq and is a predicted model, not a curated record. Lineage: Eukaryota; Metazoa; Chordata; Actinopteri; Spariformes; Sparidae.